Laccaria bicolor S238N-H82 is the source of this 1398-nucleotide messenger RNA. RefSeq lists its product as uncharacterized. The record is from RefSeq and is a predicted model, not a curated record. Lineage: Eukaryota; Fungi; Basidiomycota; Agaricomycetes; Agaricales; Hydnangiaceae. The transcript is spliced from 5 exons. The coding region runs from base 1 to 1398 and encodes 465 amino acids.
AUGACGAUUGCCAUCGAUCGGGUGCGAUUUUUGCCCCAAUUCCUCACCACUAACGAUUUCUACAGGAAAACCGCCCAGGACCGCAAUCGAGAAGACACGGCGCUUGCAUCGCCGCCCAGGUCAAAGCAAACCCCAUACGUAUCCCCUCCCCUCGUCCUUUUUUUAUUUUUCAUUUCUAUUCUAGUGCCGAGCGCGUGUUCCGACGACUCGACCCCUGCUCAGCCCAUGCUCACUUCCGCUACCCAACGCCACCAGGCUGCCAAACCACGUGGUGGCCCCAAUGAAACCAAUGAUGACAACCACCCCCUCCAAGAUACAAACAGCGAUGACAUGAACGGACCCAACAAAGACGAAGAACCAAACAAAGACCAAGAAACCGAAGACACCCAGCAUGACAACGACAACAACAACAACCAGCACGACGAACAGGACGACGAACGGCACGACGAACAACACGACGAACGGCAUGACAACACCGGGAGUGCCACCUGUCCACACACCAAGCGUGCCCAUGUCAGCACCAACACCCCCAGCACCAAUGCUGCCACGCGUCAGCGGGCCACGCCCACCAACGCCAGUACCAACACCCCCAGCACCAACACCGCCACACGUCAGCGCGAUGUGCGCGCCAACAUAAUCAACACAACCCCACACCAGCGUGUCGCGCCUGCCAACGUCAACACCAGCACCAUCAGCACCAAUGUGGCCACACGUCAGCAUGCCGCGUCCACCACGUGCAUGGUCAUGGGGAAGCCCAACACUAACGUAGAUAGCCAACGUAAUGCAGAUAAGAACAACACAGAUACAGUUAUGGCUAGUCCACCAAAAGGGACAAUUCCUGCAUAUGGCUCAUCACGUUCGACUGGUGGAAUCUUCCGGGGAAAAGCUCUGGGCAAUUCCAUUAACAUCGGUGAUGCUGUUGAAGUCUGGGAGGAGAUGGAUGUUUUUAGAGAGGGUCUAGCUCAGAAACCAGUCAAGGGAAAGAUUCACUUCUACAUCUCAAACCUCAAUCCACCCGAUAUUGACAUCACCAAGUCCUCUUUUAUUGCCAAUGUCUCUGAUAUCAGCAAGUGUGAAACCAUUCAAGAUGUUAUUGGUUGUGGAUCCCGAGACUAUUCACCUAUUCGACAACCUGCCUAUCGCCUCUUCAAAUAUGAAGAAGAGGGCUGGAGUGUCCAAGGACACUAUGAAUCAAUCAUGAAGCGCAAACCAACAGAUGAAGACUAUGUAGAGUGGUUGGAUGAUGAGCAGAACAGAAAGAUUAUUCGUAUUUUGGGUGCUGUCUUGGUUCUAGCAUUGGGUCUCGUUCUGUAUCUGCACACUCUGGCUCUUGUGCAGGCUCUCGUAUCACAUCUGCUGGUCAUUCUUCAUCUACUGUCGAACAAGGUUCAUCUCUAG